AUGACCUGCUGUAAUCAGAACAACACCAUGACCUGCUGUAAUCAGAACACCACCAUGACCUGCUGUAAUCAGAACACCACCAUGACCUGCUGUAAUCAGAACACCACCAUGACCUGCUGUAAUCAGAACACCACCAUGACCUGCUGUAAUCAGAACAACACCAUGACCUGCUGUAAUCAGAACACCACCAUGACCUGCUGUAAUCAGAACACCACCAUGACCUGCUGUAAUCAGAACACCACCAUGACCUGCUGUAAUCAGAACACCACCAUGACCUGCUGUAAUCAGAACACCACCAUGACCUGCUGUAAUCAGAACACCACCAUGACCUGCUGUAAUCAGAACACCACCAUGACCUGCUGUAAUCAGAACACCACCAUGACCUGCUGUAAUCAGAACACCACCAUGACCUGCUGUAAUCAGAACACCACCAUGACCUGCUGUAAUCAGAACACCACCAUGACCUGCUGUAAUCAGAACACCACCAUGACCUGCUGUAAUCAGAACACCACCAUGACCUGCUGUAAUCAGAACAACACCAUGACCUGCUGUAAUCAGAACAACACCAUGACCUGCUGUAAUCAGAACAACACCAUGACCUGCUGUAAUCAGAACAACACCAUGACCUGCUGUAAUCAGAACAACACCACGACCUGCUGUAAUCAGAACACCACGACCUGCUGUAAUCAGAACAACACCAUGACCUGCUGUAAUCAGAACACCACCACGACCUGCUGUAAUCAGAACACCACCACGACCUGCUGUAAUCAGAACAACACCAUGACCUGCUGUAAUCAGAACAACACCACGACCUGCUGUAAUCAGAACACCACCACGACCUGCUUUAAUCAGAACAAACUGCUUUAA
Tachysurus fulvidraco (yellow catfish) is the source of this 867-nucleotide messenger RNA. Its product is annotated as keratin-associated protein 9-9-like. The record is from RefSeq and is a predicted model, not a curated record. Bases 1 to 867 code for a protein of 288 amino acids. The transcript has a single exon. Lineage: Eukaryota; Metazoa; Chordata; Actinopteri; Siluriformes; Bagridae.